Messenger RNA from Serendipita indica DSM 11827, 1344 nucleotides. NCBI's taxonomy places the organism in Eukaryota, Fungi, Basidiomycota, Agaricomycetes, Sebacinales, Serendipitaceae. The record is from the annotation of a GenBank genome assembly.
AUGUCGAGCUACGUCUACGAGCUUCCGACGACGGGGAACGUCGUAUUCAGCGAAUUUAUACUCGACCAAACGGGUCAAUACAGCCACGCUAUAGGAAAUGCAACUGUUGCGCGAACCAAUCUACGCGCCGUGCUCAAGGAGUCGAAGCGGACCGAUGAGGGGGAAAAGGACUAUCUCCGAAUUGUCAAGGUCAUUGAUGAUUACCUCCCUCAUCUAUAUGCGAUCAUGGAUUGCGUAGACUCGGAUGAUCUUUCGCUUAAGAACCAGCCAGUAAAAAGCGUUCAGCUGGCGAUCGACAUUCUCAGCGAAUCUUCUGAACAACUCCCCCCGUCAGACACACUGGCGAACCUAGCCGCAUCAUGUGUCACUUCGCUUGGCCAAUACGAGCGAGAACGAGCUAUUACCGACGCACUGCGCAAGGUCAAGGAUGAGAAGCUCAAUUUCGCUGUGCAGCUUCUUUUGAGAGCAGCUGGUGUAUUUGCACAUACCGCAGAGGUGGUGAUACCACAGUGGGAACGCUAUCUGAGUGAUGUUGGGAGCGUAUCCAAUCCCUUGACUACUCUCAAACCGGUGGAUCUCAGCAAGGAACUCGUCUUGGCGCUAUCAAAGUUCUCGAUGGCAGAAGCCCAGACGUUGGCGGUGCGCAAACUAAUGUCCAGGUCCGCAUACGAUUCUACGCUCACUCCUGGACCGCCGCUUCCAAAAUCUCAUCCUAGUCCAAAGUUGAUAGUGAAACUCUCUCUGUUUGCGCUUGAGAGUUACGCUUCGGCAUGCUCACUCGCGAAGAGCGCAAGGGGGGGCAUUCAAGGUGGUACUGAAGUCACCAAGGAUUUGACACGAUGGCUAGCAGACGAAACGUCACUAACCUCUGCGUUAUCCCAUAAAUGGCUAGGAGUCGAAGCGGGCGAACAAUCGUCAACUUCUGGCAAAGCAGGCGAAGCAGUUGGCUUCCUUCAGUGGGCAAAAUCAGAACUAGAGGCGCUCAAAGAUGGAGGGCAUGGAAUUGCUGGCCUCAGUAGAAAAGCCAAGCGAAAGGAACGAGUCGCCGAGGAGAUUGCGAGCACCAUGGCUUUUCUUAGCCACUAUAAGAAGUUGAACGAUACUAUCCACUUUGAGCCUGUACUUCCGGUGGCGACUCUUCAGUCCAUGAUUCCAACGGGCAAAUCGGCUGUCGAGAUGAAACUAUUCACUCCACCACCACCCUCAUUUCGAUCCUCGAGGACUGUGCAGUUUUCGGCUCAGCCACCAGAAAUUGUCGGAGAGGAAGCGGAAGUCGCUGCACCUCAGAGCGAAGGAGUUUCGCCGAACCCGACUACGGUAGCACCUAGACCCGCAUAUUUUUGA